AUGGCAUCAGAAUUCACACUUUACAAACGUCCUGGCUAUGGCGACGAGGGGAGAACAGGUUCCAGAGACCGCCAAACUAAAGUAUUGGCAAAUAUGUUCGAAGUCGAAGCAAAUGACAUGACCUUUUACCAGUAUGCCAUAGAAUUCAAACGCUAUACUCCUAAGCGUGAAGGAUCACCGGCUCAACUUGCUCCUGUUAUGAGAAGACAUUAUCGACAUAUUUUCACCGCUUUCCAUAAACAACAUAAAGAAGUUUACUUUGAAGGUGUGGACGGCGUGGCAUUCGAUGGUGAUUCCAAGCUUUUCACGACCGGUAAACUCACGCUCGACAACAAUAAUCAGAUCGGCAAAGUUUUCGAAGUUGAACAUGAUGGCGAUUACUAUGUAAGAAUCAAAGAAAACACGGCCAAACCAACAGUCUCAAUGGAUGAUCUUGAAGGAGUCUUGACAGGAAAUUCGUUUGAGUCAGACUGUAACAAUCAGAUGCUGGGCGCUUUAGAUGCAUUUCUUCAAUACAACCCUAGCCUUCGACUUGUCUGUUUUUUUCGUAAUUGUUUAUAUAUGCCUGAAACGAUAAGAUUACUCGGAAAAGGUGCAGCGUUAUUACAAGGAUAUCGACUUCAUGUACGUCCAGGAGAAGGAGACGGAAGAGGAAGAAAGUUGUUUAUGAACGUAUAUGUGACUUAUACUCCUAUUGUCGAGCCGACCGAUCUAUGCACGUUAAUUUGCAAAUUUCUUGACACACAGACAUUACCAAACUUAUUCAGAAACGACAUAAUGAAACGCGUGAACAGUGCUUUCCAGCACAAUUUUCGAUACAUUGAUUUUAAAUUAUUGCAUCGUCCAGAAUCUCACAUCGUAACGACUAUCAAAAAGUUACAUGACAAACCUGCGACUGAAAUCAAGUUUUUCAAUUCACAACUUGGAAAGGAAGAGAGUAUUAAGGAUUAUUUCGCACAUAAGCACAACAUAAAUCUUAGCACGCCAUAUGUCGUAGAAAGUCGAAGAUUUACCUGUCUCCCUAUUGAAUGCCUUGGCGUCGUUGAGGGACAACGCUAUCCUUAUUGUAAGAAUUUAAACGGAAACCAACAUGCUGAAAUAAGCAGGAUUACUGCCAAGCACCCUGCGGAAAACGUACAAUUUAUGUUGAAUGUUGUCCGUGACCUAUUGUCGUUUAGCAACGAACUACUCCAGCAAGCCGGAAUCAGACUCAAUACGCAAAUAGCUAAUGUACCCGGCCGCUUCAUAAGUAUUCCAGUAGUUUCAUACUCUGCUUCAUCUAAACAAGGCGCACAAGUUAAGCCAAAGGAUUUGGAUGCAACUUGGAAUCUCCGUGACGUGAAAUAUCUUCAACCUGGCAAUGCUUUAAGAGAAUGGUUGGCUAUUUCAUUAACACAAGCAGUUUCUCCAGGUAACAUUAAUCUGUUUAUGAAUAAUCUAGUCCGACAAGCUAAAACUCAAGGCAUGGACAUUGCUAGUGAUUUUAUGCCGCCCAAAUACGUUCAGUGGCAAGCUGAACAAAUUCGCGAAAAGAUUAUCGAAGCAGUAGAAGACGCCAAGAAAGAAGCAAAAAACCUACAAUUAGUCGUAUUUUUCAUCGACCAUGGUAAACAUCAUAUGAACAAAAAACAGUACAAUCUUGUCAAAGAAGUCAUGGACACUCAAAUUGGUAUUUUGUCUCAAUGUAUACAAUCACAGCUAGUCAAACGCUGCAAAACACACUAUCUUGCGGAUAUUACUGCAAAACUGAAUUUGAAACUCAACGGGACCAAUUCUGCUGUUGAUCUUCCGCAAAUCGAUAGCGAACGAACCAUGGUCAUGGGAGCAGACGUCACUCAUCCUUCACCGGGGUCUCAUUCUCCAUCAAUCGCAGCAGUAGUUGGAUCUAUCGAUAGACAUGCCGCCCGGUAUGCUGAGAGACAUAAAGAACAGUUUACAAGAGAAGAAAUCUAUGAUAUGGAAGAAUUGACGUAUCAGCUUUUGCAUGAAUUCAUACGAACGAACAAAGAGCCUCCUGCAAGCAUUGUCAUGUACAGAGACGGCAUCAGCGAAAGCGAGUUCCAACGUGUGGCAUUGGAUAAGGAACUCCCUUGUAUCAAAAAAGCCUGUGCUAGGCUGAAUUCUGAAUAUAAACCAAAAAUCUCAUAUAUUGUUGUCACCAAGAGACAUGUCGGUCGAUUUUAUCCUAUAGACGAGCUAGAUGUCGGCACAAGAGGAAACGUGAAACCCGGUCUAGUUGUCGAGCGAGUAAUUACGCAUCCUUACCUUUUUAAUUUCUACCUCACCUCUCACUCUAGUACUCAAGGAACAUCGCGUCCACGUCUAUAUCACGUUCUGUACGAUGAAAAUCAAUUUGAAGUAGAUGAACUUCAGGACUUUACGAACAAACUCUGUUAUAACUUUCAACGGGCGAGCAGAGCAGUUGCUGUUCCUGCACCGGCGUAUUACGCACAUUGUGCGGCAAAAAGGGCGCGAUCUCAUUUCCUUGACGGUCAGUUUAGGAUGACCAAUUCCGAGUUUGCUCAGAAAUAUCCAAUGUAUUAUGUAUAA
This is a messenger RNA of Paraglomus occultum, 2550 nucleotides long. Lineage: Eukaryota; Fungi; Glomeromycota; Glomeromycetes; Paraglomerales; Paraglomeraceae. The record is from the annotation of a GenBank genome assembly.